Molecule: messenger RNA, 1479 nt
Organism: Closterium sp. Naga37s-1
Lineage: Eukaryota; Viridiplantae; Streptophyta; Zygnematophyceae; Desmidiales; Closteriaceae
Source: the annotation of a GenBank genome assembly
AUGGGCAGAGAAGAGACCGACGGUGUGCUUGUGCGCGACUUCAUCCACACCAGCCUCUACCACCCCACGGACGGAUAUUUCACCUCCAACGCUGCUGCUGUCGGCGCCCUCUCGCAUCCAAUCAGCUUCCGCCAGCUGGCAGGGCGGCGGGAGUGGGUGGCACUGCAGCAGUCGCUCUACGCCUCUGCUGACACCUCCUGGUUCACUCCCUCGGAGCUGUUUCAGCCAUGGUACGGCUAUGCCGUGGCCGACUUUAUUCUCUCCGCCCACCCGCCCACCAAGCCCCUCAAGAUCUAUGAGGUGGGAGGGGGCGGCGGCACGCUGGCUCGCAAUAUUCUGGACCGCCUGCGGGAGAAGGCUCCUGCUGUGUACCGGCACUGUCAAUACACAUCUGUGGAGAUCAGCCCUGCUCUCGCCCAGAGGCAAAGAGAGAGGAUCACAGGCCAUACGAAUGCCCUGCCUGUCACUGUUCCACCUGCCACUCCUGCUUCUGAUGCCACACCUGCUCCAGCUACUUCAGCUGUUUCACCUGCCACACCCGCCACACCUGCCACACCUGCCACACCUGCUUCAGCUUCUACGCCUGCUUUGGCUGCCACAGUCACCCCAGGUUCACCUUCUGGCGCACAAGCUUCAGCCGCUUUAAGUGUCCGCAGAGCACGGCGAGUGGCCAAGGCCGCACACGGCGGCUCUGCCUCUCGUGCUGUUUCAAACGGCGAUUCUCGUUCGUCGCAUGAGUUGGUGCACUCCGUGGCGGUGUUUGACGCGGCUGAUGUGCGCGGCUGGGGGUCGGUGCAUUCCGUGGCGGUGUUUGAUGCGGCUGAUGUGCGCGGCUGGGGUGAGUGUGGGUGCGUGUUUGUUUAUUUUGGAGGAAGUGAAGGGGAGGAGGGGGGUGCGCAUCGGGGGAGUGAGGGAGGGUGGGUGAGGUGCACCAUCCAACGAGCCAUGCUUCAUUCUCUUAUUCGAGGUGUUGGACAAUCUACCGCACAACAGCGUGCAGCGGAGCAGGGAGCGGGGCGAGUGAGGAAGCAGCUCUUUUGUUUCCUCUUCUCCCCCAUCCGCCUCUCAUUCACGUUCCAUCCGUCUCCCAUCCGCCGUUCCCCCUCCCUCUCCUCGGCCUCAGGUGCUGGGCAAUUUGCCACACGACAGAGUGCAGUGGAGCAGAGAGAGCAGCGAGUGGAUGGAGACCCGCGUGAAGCAUGGAGGGCAACGGGAGGGCGAGGCAGGCAAGGGGCAUCAGGGAGAGGUGGAGAGGGAGAGAGCAGGGAAGGGGCAUCAGGGAGAGGUGGAGAGGGAGAGAGCAGGGAAGGGGCAUCAGGGAGAGGUGGAGAGGGAGAGAGCAGGGAAGGGGCAUCAGGUAGAGGUGGAGAGGGAGAGAGCAGGGAAGGGGCAUCAGGGAGAGGUGGAGAGGGAGAGAGCAGGGAAGGGGCAUGGUGGAGAGGUGGAGGAGGCAGGGAGGAGGCAUCAAUGUGGGGAUGA